Molecule: messenger RNA, 3992 nt
Organism: Ornithorhynchus anatinus (platypus)
Lineage: Eukaryota; Metazoa; Chordata; Mammalia; Monotremata; Ornithorhynchidae
Gene: TRIB2
Product: tribbles pseudokinase 2
Exons: 4
Coding region: 961-1992 (343 amino acids)
Biological process (GO): protein phosphorylation; regulation of MAP kinase activity; positive regulation of proteasomal ubiquitin-dependent protein catabolic process
Cellular component (GO): nucleus
Molecular function (GO): protein kinase activity; mitogen-activated protein kinase kinase binding; ATP binding
Source: RefSeq, a predicted model, not a curated record
CAGAGGGUGGAAAUGUGGUGGUGACAUUGAGUAGUGAGACAUUUAGCCAACACAUGCACACACACAUACACACGCACACACAGACUCCCGGCCACGCAAAGAAGAGGGAGGGCCCGCCUGCACCAGGAUGAUCAUUUGGUGACCAAUUUGGCGACUGUUCCCCGUGGCCGAAAAGGAGGUGUGGGGCCCACGGUCUCGGCCAGCUCUUUCCACUCUUUUGGGGGGGAGGCACCGGCUCCAAGUUCAAUGCGCCCUCGUUUUUCCUUGAAUUCGGGGCCCGCUCUGGCUAUCAGCAAAAAGCUUCCGACGCCAUCUACAGUUAAAACCUAGGCAACUUGAUCCCCUUUCAUUUCCCAAAAGAAGAAGGAGGAGGAAGAGGGGGGAGAGAGGGAAUUUGGAGGAGCGUUUGCCAAGCUCCAGUCUUGGGGUGUUGUGCCUUUUUUGCUGUUGUUGCUGUGCUGGAGGUUGCGCCCGGCCUUGAAGUUGCUGCGCCCUCCUGCCGGUCCCUCUUCGAUUUCUCCUCCUGAUCGAUGCCUUCCUGACCCCCCUGGGGGUCGCACCUUGAGCAAAUCCAAGGUGGCAGCUGCCCCCACCCCUGAAAUCAGCUACUUUUUUUUUGGAAGGGGGGGGUGUGCUUGGUUUUUUUUGGGGGGGGGAGCAUCUGCAGCUCCCAAGAGAGCCUGAAACCCGCCGGCUGCUUUGGAAGAGACAAAAGGACCCCAGGACCGGCUCCUCUGCUCCUCAACUGCACACGGGACCCUGAUAAAGUCUAAAACGGUUUUUUGGAGGGGAGAGGUCGAUACUGCCCUCCAUCCCCCACCUUCCCUCCCCCCCCUUUUUUUUUUUUGUUUCAUCCCUAAGACAAAGGCAAGUGGACUCUCCGGUGACUGCCCUCCUCCCCUCUUUGGGCUCCUUCUGUCUCUUUUUCAAUUUGCUUUUCCAUCGAGCCCCUCCACCCUCAUGAACAUACAGAGGUCCACCCCCAUCACCAUAGGGCGAUAUGGGAGGCCGCGGAACAAAACGCAGGAUUUCGAGGAGCUGUCGUCCGUCAGGCCGUCGGAGCCCAGCCCGAGUUUCAGCCCCAACCUCGGCUCUCCCAGCCCGCCCGAGACCCCCAACUUGUCGCAUUGCGUUUCUUGCAUCGGGAAAUACUUAUUGUUGGAGCCUCUUGAGGGAGACCACGUUUUCCGAGCCGUACAUCUGCACAGCGGAGAGGAGCUGGUGUGCAAGGUCUUUGAUGUCGGCUGCUAUCAGGAGUCAUUGGCACCUUGCUUUUGUCUACCGGCACACAACAAUAUUAACCAAAUUACUGAAAUCAUUCUUGGGGAGACAAAAGCCUACGUUUUCUUCGAAAGGAGCUAUGGGGACAUGCAUUCAUUUGUACGUACCUGCAAAAAGCUUAAAGAAGAGGAGGCAGCCAAACUCUUCUACCAAAUAGCUUCGGCUGUUGCACAUUGUCACGACGGCGGACUCGUUCUGCGGGAUCUCAAGCUGCGGAAGUUCAUCUUCAAGGAUGAAGAGAGGACCAGAGUAAAGCUAGAAAGCCUGGAAGACGCAUACAUCUUACGAGGGGAUGACGACUCCCUUUCAGAUAAGCAUGGCUGUCCAGCCUACGUGAGUCCAGAGAUAUUGAACACAAAUGGCAGCUACUCUGGCAAGGCAGCGGACGUGUGGAGCCUGGGAGUCAUGCUUUAUACCAUGUUGGUCGGACGUUAUCCUUUUCAUGACAUUGAGCCUAGUUCUCUCUUCAGCAAGAUCCGCCGAGGGCAGUUUAACAUUCCGGAGACUCUAUCCCCCAAGGCAAAAUGCCUCAUCCGUAGCAUCCUACGACGGGAGCCCUCAGAGCGGCUGACUUCACAGGAAAUUCUGGACCAUCCUUGGUUUUCUACAGAUUUUAACGUAUGUAAUUCAGGAUUUGGUGCUAAGGAAGUAUCUGAUCAGCUGGUGCCUGAUGUCAAUAUGGAAGAAGACUUGGACCCAUUCUUUAACUGAGCACACAGAGACUUGGUGUUCAGAAGGUACAUGAGCUGGAAAUGGCCAUGUGAAGGGUUCCUUCCUGACCCAUUAACUACAUCCUGCAUCGGCCUAGCUUGGUAGCAAGAGAGACACUUCAAAAGCUCCUCGGUUCAAGAAGGAAUAGCCACGGGGAGCUGAUAUAACAAAUGUAGCAUGGGGGAACAGAGAUUGGGGCUGGGGGGAGGGACUCUGCUAUCAGGUUAGAUUGAUUGGAGCAAAGGCAGCGAGAAGCCAAGGACACUGCACACGCCAAUUCUAGUGCAGCUUUUAUCACUCCUGUUUCCGUUUCAUCCAAAAGAGUCACAGAUCUCAACAAAAUAGAAACUUUUUGCCUCAAACACACAUCUUGGCAUCGCACUGUUAGUAUUUAACUUCUGCCAUUAUUCAGGGAAGGUACAAUUGGCCAAGUAUUUCUUUUUUUUUUCUUUAAACAAAGCAGUCUGUCAAAUCACUAAGAGGAUUCGUUCAACAAAUUAGGUGCACAUCAGACUGACCUGAAAAGUGGGUGCUAAAAAUAAAAUGAAACGAAACUUCAGUUCAUGUCUCUUGAUAACUAUUUUCAACUCAUAUCUUCUAAAUAAACUACUUAAUAUUCUAGUCAGGAAACGACAUUUUAAUGCUUUGUUCCCAUAAGGGAAAGGAUCUGUCAUUUAACAAGCUGUUCUGUUUUGUGUCAAAUGGUUUGUAGCAGGAAGCUAUUAGAACUCAAACUUCCAGAUGCAUUAUUACUAUGAUAGUAAAAAAGGAAAAAUAUAUAUAACUUUUUUCUUUUUUUUUUUUUAAGAAUAGGUCUGAAAUACUGGCUUCCAUGUUUGCCACGCUGCACGAAAUGACCAGAGGGGGCACAGUGCUCUUGGCGUAUUCCUUUUUAAAAUUGUCCGGUUUCCACACAACGUCUUUUGUUUUAAAAUAGAUUGUUCCAUAUGCAAAAGUAGGGCAGCUCUUCUAAUUUCCCUUCAAAGGGAAUUUUUUUUUUUUAAUUUUGAUGCCCCAUCUUAUCCUGUAAGGCUACCCUGGUUUUGUAGGUCCUCAGUGAGACAAGCUAGAAGGUGUUGAUAAGCUGAAAACUCGUAUAAUUAUUACAAAAUAAAUACAGCUAUUUCUCCCAACACAGACAGUAAUAUGCACCUUUGUAUUGUCAAGAAUUAUUCUAUUUAUUAAGGAAAAUGUCACAAUAGUGAUGUAUUAAGCCAGUACUUCAAUUACGGGUUGACUUGGGAUGACAUGUUACAUGCUGUAGUUAACACAUUUUUCUGUUUGGGUUUUUCUGUCCCUGAAAUAACUUUUUAUUUGGCUUUUCUAGAUAGCUUUAUUUGAUUUAGACUGGCAAAUGUUUUUAUUACUGCUUUUCUAUUGCUGUAUGAUAUUGAAAUCUCUUGGCAUAAAUAUUUGUGUUUCCAGUACCUCAGUUGUUCUGAUUAUACUGCCUGUAUAUGUUUUGUGAAUUGGUCAUGUUUUUUGGGUAGGUAACAUGUGGACUCUGUAGUAUGUAAAUGUUACUUGAAUUUGUGCUUAAUUAUAGUAUGUGGCAUGUGCGUAAAGAUACUUGGCAUUUGACGUAUGGAUGCUAUUUGCCUGCCUGGCAGGAAAUAUAAUGGUCACACUCGCAAGAGGUUGGUUCACAGUUCUUUAUCAAGAGACAAAGCUGCAGCUGAUCGGCCCUUGGUUCAAUUUUGGUUACUGAGACUAAAAGGAAUAAUUUUUUUUUUUUACACUCUGAAGAUGGUGCUGUGUAGAGAUGGAUUUUUUUUCUUCCUUUCCCAUUCCUCCUUCCCUUUCUUCCCCUCUCCCCCCGCCCCCAACUACCCCCUUUCUUCCCCCCAGGCUCCAAACCCAGAUUUUUUAAGUACCUUGUAGGAGGAAAGAUUGGUGAUGUGCAUGGUGGGGUUUUACUGCCUCUGGUGCUUUGUCAUGUAUUUGGUUUAAUGUUUUUGUCCUAAUCUCUUCAAUAAAUAAAAUUGUGCAUAUUUAACUAA